GGCAUCAGGGGGAAAAAAGGGACACCACACUGGUGGGGAAGAAAAUAGAGAUAGUUAGACGGACACCGAAGACAAGAAAGGGGAUCUCUGGACUGGCUUAUCCUCAGCAACCCAGAGACCCCAUCCAAAAUGUAUCGGUCUACGAAAGGUGCCUCCAAAGCCAGAAGAGACCAGAUCAAUGCAGAGAUACGAAACUUGAAAGAUCUUCUUCCUAUCUCUGAAAGUGAUAAAGUCCGACUUUCGUACCUGCACAUCAUGUCCCUAGCAUGUAUAUACACCAGGAAAUCUGUGUUCUUCUCACAAGGUGAACAGGCAAAAGAACUGGAAGGUCUCCUCUCCAGCGAAGACUUACAGGAUUUUAUUCACAGCCUCCCUGGGUUCCUGCUCACAUAUACGAGUGAAGGAAAACUAAUCUAUGUGUCAGAAAACGUGACUGAUCAUUUAGGACAUUCAAUGGUUGAUUUGGUGGCACAGGGAGACAGCAUUUAUGAUAUCAUAGACCCUUCUGAUCAUUUUGUCAUGAGGAACCAGCUUGCCAUGCCAUCCGCUCUUGAUAAUGAGCGAAUGUUCAGAUGCCGAUUCAAUACGUCAAAGACAGCAAGAAGGCAGAGUGCUGGAAACAAGCUAGUCUUAAUCAGAGGAAGAUUUCAACCAUCACCGGCUGGUACCUACUGGUCAUCUAAUCCAGUCUUCACAGCUUUCUGCAUUCCUCUUGACCCAAAGCCAAGAGUAACUCAUAAUCAUUUCCUGGUGGAUUUCUUUGAAAGUCGACAUGCAAAGGACCUUUCAGUGAUUGAUGUGCAAGACAGUGCCUUGCUUCACUUGGGUUAUGAAAAAAAUGAGCUGCUCUGCAAGUCAUGGUACAAUCUAAUUCAUCCUGAAGAUCUCACCCACCUCUCCACGCAACAUUACAGAUUAUUGAAUGAGUCUGGGGAAUCAAAAGCAGAAGUUGUUGUACGUCUGCAGAGACGAGAUCAUCAGUGGACCUGGGUGUAUUCCCUCCUAUUACUGGAGAACACUGAGGCCCCUAUUAUAUCAUAUAAUUAUAUAAUAAGUGAGACUGAAGCCUGGUGCCUAAGACAGCAACUGACAUCAGAGGAGACACCAAUUUCGUUCUCUACUGGUGGUCCUCCCUCUUACCAGGACACCAUUCUUUCUCCAGGAGACAUUUCAAGCCCAGACCAGGUGUUUACUCCCCUUGCAAAUACGCCUACAAGCAUUGGACAAUCUUUUGAGUUUUCUGAGACUGUGCCAGUAAGCCCAGAAGAUCCAAUGAUGGGUCAGAGUAGUGCCCCACUUGUAAAAGACACGGCUGCCACUGAAACACAAUUAGAAAAUCAAUCACUCUUUACUCUCUUCCAAUCAACACCAUAUGAACAGAGUUUCAGAAGAGAUCAACUUGGAACACCUGCUCCCAAAGACUUUACCUGCACUCCUCCUUAUACACCACACCAAAAUUUCUCUUUCCUCUUUGGGGCUUCAGAAAGUGCCCCUCAAACAACAUCUGAUCAAGACUCCACCACCCUUACACCAGAACUGUAUUAUUCUUACUGCAGCUCCCUCUAUGAGAAGCUGCCCCCAACCCCAGACAGUCCUGGGGAUGGUGGUGACUGCACUGUCAUGACAGUACCUGAAAUCUCAGGCCCAUUAUUUGUGGACUUGCCAAUGCUUCCAGAAGGUUUAAUGACACCAGAGACCUCUCCCAUUAACCAGGCAAUCUUCAACUAUUCAGAACAAGAGAAAAGUGAGAUUGAUCUGUUAGUCAAGCAGAUAGGUUCAUUGGCUAAUGUUUUUAGUAAUGUUAUCACCAAGGAAAUUCCUUGUACAGAUAGCAUGAUGUUGAGUGGCCAUGGACUGGCAUGCCGAAGUGUAUCCCUCCCUAAUAGUCUACCAGAUGCCGAUGUUUCACCUCAGUUACCUCGAUCCUGGAAGAGUAUAGACCUGUCUCUCUUCUUGGCAUGUCAAGAGCAAUCCCUCCCAGCCGGUAGCCACCCGGUCUGCAGCCUUUUUAAAGACUAUCCUGAUUCACCACCUUUUGUAGCCCAGGGGUCUCCCUGCAUAACCCUGGAUGAAGAUGAAGUAGGAGGGAACCUCUCCACAUCUCCAUCCAUGACUUCGAAUGUGACGACUGAUCUGUCGCCAGAAGAAUGUAACUUCUUAGAGGAACUGAUGUCCUACAAAACAGACCUUGAGGCAGGUGCCUCAGAGAUUCCAUGUGACCGGUUUAAUGAUGAGUUGUAUCAACUCCACAUUCAGCUGCAAGACGACUUCCAGCAAGAUGGAAGUGGAAAACCUUCGUUUUGAAAUAAGUCUGUGACUUACUUCGAUAUGUAUGGCAUAUUGUCAUAUCUCAAGCAGAUUUUUUUCUGCAUUAUAUAGAACAAAAUAACAAAACGCACAAGAAAGGGGAGGAAAACGACUUUCUGCGUCGUACAUCUCUCCUGUUCCUCGCUAAAUGUUUUGUUCCUUUUAUCUCUUUCAUUCUUCUGUUCUCUUUUUCUGGAUUUUGUGCACGUUUAACAUGAUUCAGAUAGAUAUAUCUUCUUUUUUUCACUUGAAAUAAAUGAAAAGCAAUGGCCCAUCCUUAUGUAACUAGCGUUAUGUAACCUGAUUACAUCCAAAAUCAGGUUACAAUUUUAAAAUUCAACAGCUAUUAUAACAUAAAUUGAUUAUAAGUCUCAGACAAUCAGUCUCACUUUAAAAGUGUAUAUUGAGUUUCUGUUUAAACUGUUAAAUCUUUUUUAAAUUUCAAAACAACAGAAUGAGCCAUUGUUAAAAGAACAACUUUUGUACAACAAAUAUGUCUAUUUUAUAAAAAAAAAAGGGGUUUGAAGAAUUGAACAGAGAGAAAAGGUGGUUACGUAAGAAAGUUGUAAGUAGUCUUACAUAUGAAAAAAAUGUAUUCACUCGUAGUGAAACUAAAAAAUGAUAUGCGUAUAUUAUUUAUCUUUUUUUUUUUCUUUCAGAGUAUUACUUAUGUGUUUUGCAGAAUUUACAGUAGGAAUUUGCAAACCAGAAUUUAGGCAUUUAAAAACAACAGUGAGUCAAUCACGGUCUUAUAGAUGGAAAUUGACUUACUAUUUAAAAGUAUCCCAAAUCUUCAGGUUGUGAUCAUGGAACACUGAGUUGUAGUGAAAAACCAAACUGCCAAAUUUAGGUUAAAAUAACUAAGCUGUAAGUAUAGUUAAGAGGAAGAAUUUUCCAAAUCAAUACUUUUUUGCCAAAAUUUUGCAUUUCAGAUGUUACUUCACUACCAUGCGGUGCUUAUUGAAUAAACCUCUGUAUCUUUUAAGAGCAAGAUUGGUGACAAUAUAAUUUUAAAGUA
Messenger RNA from Pelobates fuscus (common spadefoot toad), 3325 nucleotides. RefSeq names its product neuronal PAS domain protein 4 (gene NPAS4). Lineage: Eukaryota; Metazoa; Chordata; Amphibia; Anura; Pelobatidae. Gene Ontology annotation, biological process: regulation of transcription by RNA polymerase II. The record is from RefSeq and is a predicted model, not a curated record. The transcript is spliced from 8 exons. Gene Ontology annotation, molecular function: protein dimerization activity; DNA-binding transcription factor activity, RNA polymerase II-specific; RNA polymerase II transcription regulatory region sequence-specific DNA binding. Bases 130 to 2304 code for a protein of 724 amino acids.